AUGAUACUGCGUGACUACCCGACGGACCCUAUCAAAACCCUCAUCGACUCUGGCGCCACUUCCAAUUUUAUAUCCCCUGCACUAGUAGAAAAACUUAAAAUCCCAAAAACCCUACUCGAAAAUCCACGAGUAGUUCAACUUGCGGUCUCGGCCAAUGGCCAUUUCCACCACAUUCCCUUCCUUGUUUGCCCCAUAGGCAACACCCCGGCUAUCCUCGGCAUGACAUGGCUCACAUCAGAAUCCCCCUUGAUUGACUGGCAACAGGGACUUGUCAUGUUUCCUGAACAGGUCCAAAUAGCAUCCAAAGAGGAGGCAGAUAUCAAUCCUUUGGCAGACCUUCCCCCUCAAUAUCAUGAGUUUGCUAAAGUCUUUGGCAAAGAGGAAUUCAAGGUUCUCCCUCCUCACAGGGAGUAUGACAUCUCCAUAGACCUUGUCCCAGAUGCCAAACUAUCCCCUGGCCCCAUAUACGGAAUGACUGAUGCAGAAUCCAAGGCACUGAAACAACACAUUGAUGAGGAAUUGGCAACAGGCAAGAUCCGCCCCAGUACCUCAUCCGCCGGCGCCCCAGUCAUGUUUGUUAAAAAGGCGGAUGGAUCCCUCAGGCUAGUGGUAGAUUAUAGGAAGCUGAACGAUGUGACCCACAAAAACGUGUACCCACUCCCCCAACAAGAUGAUCUCAUGUCAAAACUCAGGCACGCUAAGAUCUUUACUAAACUGGACUUGCGUUGGGGUUACAACAAUGUACGCAUCAAGGAAGGAGAUGAAUGGAAGACGGCCUUCAGAACCAAAUACGGCCUCUUUGAAUACCUAGUCAUGCCGUUUGGCCUCACCAAUGCCCCUGCAGCAUUCCAGCACUUCAUGAAUGAUCUAUUCAGGGAUCUCAUUGACGUCACCGUGGUCAUUUACUUAGAUGAUAUACUGAUCUUCUCCGAAGACCCCAAGGACCACCCAGCCCAUGUGAGGGAAGUUCUGUCAAGGUUAAUGAGAAAUCAACUGUUCUGCAAAUUAUUGAAGUGCCACUUCCACGUCACCACGGUUGAUUACCUGGGUAUUGUCAUAUCUCCUGCAGGCUUCUCAAUGGAUCAAAAGAAGAUUGAGGCUGUCACAACCUGGCCUCAGCCCAAAACAGUCAAGCAGGUCCAAGCCUUCCUAGGGUUUGUUAACUACCUUAGGCGCUUCAUUCCCAACUUCAGUUCGGUAGCACGCCCUCUUCACAAUCUUACAAAGAAGGAAACCCCUUGGUCAUGGGAAACCUCAGAGGAAGCCGCAUUCAAAGAAUUAAAGGCAUUGGUCACGCAAUCCCCAGUCCUAAUCCAUUCCAAUCCAGCGCUACCUUAUUACCUGGAAACAGAUGCAUCAGGGGUAGCAAUGGGGGCAAUACUCAGCCAACAAGGACCAGACAACCGAUUACACCCCAUUGCUUACAUGUCCAAGUCAUUCUCAGGAGCAGAAGCUAAUUACGACACCCACAAUAAGGAGCUCCUGGCUAUCAUUAAAGCACUAGAGGAAUGGAGGAUAUUCUUGGAAGCAAUGGACAAACCGGUACAAGUCUUCACGGAUCAUAGGAAUCUGGAGUAUUGGAUGCAGGCACGGACAUUCAACCGCAGGCAUGCCCGAUGGCGUGUAUUCUUGAGCGAUUUCAACUUUGAAAUCCACUAUCGCCCAGGAAAGCAAUCAGGGAAGCCAGACGCGCUGUCCAGAAGAUCAGAUUACGUAGACACGCCCCCAGAGCCAGAAGUCAUGUUACCAGCAGAAGUCUUUGCCAAUACCUCUGAGGAAGAAGUCGAAAUUGUCACGGAAAUUUGCUCCAGACUCAGGGAGGACCCAUCCUUGGAACCCAUCAUCCAGUUUCUAACAGAGGACGCGGACAAUGCACCUCCCUCCAUUUGGAAAGCUUACAGAGACUACGACUGGGAGGAAGACCUGCUAUGGGAAUUCCAUGACUCCCCCCUAGCCGGUCACCCGGGCCAACAGAGAACCCUUGAACUUCUAAGCCGCAACUACUGGUGGCCAGGCAUGAAAUCAUCCACCAAAGAUUGGGUAGAAUGUUGCCCCACCUGCCAGGCUAACCGUCGAGCCCACGCCCCGGUCAUUGCCCUGAAACCUCUGGAAGUUCCCCCCUAUCCGUUUCACACCAUCUCCUAUGACUUCAUCACAGGUUUUCCAAAAUCUAAUGGUCACGACGCAAUCUUGGUAGUCAUCGACUCCUUUUCCAAAUUUGGGCAUUUCAUCCCAACCACCAAGAAAGUUACGUCCAAGGGUCUAGCAGAAUUGUUCAUCUCUCAUGUGUGGAAACUACAUGGACUACCAGUCAAGACAAUAUCAGACAGAGGAACUACGUUCACAGGGAAGUUCCUAAGGGCACUCUACCAACGCCUUGGUGUAAGACCAUCCUUCUCAUCAGCCUACCACCCGGAGUCAGACGGUCAAACAGAAAGGGUGAACCAGUUCAUUGAAUUCUACCUGAGGUUGUACGUUGCGGCAGAUCACUCAGACUGGGCUUCCUGGUUGCCACUAGCGGAAUACGCAUAUAACAACGCUAAGCACUCCGCCACCGGGAAAACCCCAUUUGAAUUGGUAUACGGGAGGAAUCCAGUAAUGAAUCCGUCCAACGUCCCUGCAAACGUACCAGAAGCCAAUCACGUGGCUAACACCUUGGCACAAGAAUGGAAAGAAGCGGAAUCCGCCCUGAGAAUGACAAAGGAAAAAAUGGCAGGGACCAAGGGAGUGAUCCCGGAAUAUUCCAUUGGGGAAAAAGUCUGGCUAGACGCCAAGAACGUGGAGAUACGUUCCAACUCCAACAAAUUGGACCCCAAGCGCCUAGGACCCUUCAAAAUCACCAAGAAAAUCUCCAGCCACGCGUACCGCCUGGAACUCCCUGAGACCAUGAAAAUCCAUGAUGUAUUUUAUGUAGGAUUACUGUCCAAAGUCCACGAAUCCCCGAGCCAACCACUCCCAGAACAACCCCCUCCUGAAACAAUAGAAGGGGAAGAAGAGUAUGAAGUUGAACAAAUCAUUGACUCUAAACAACAAAAAGGGAAAUGGUUUUAUUUGAUAAAAUGGAAAGGAUACGGUCCAGAAGACAAUUCAUGGGAACCGGAAGAACUACUGGAACACAGUCAGGAAGAGAUCAAGCGCUUCAACCAAGCUAGACUCAGAAAGGCUUGUGACGCCGCCAAGAGCCUUUAA
This is a messenger RNA of Rhizoctonia solani, 3189 nucleotides long. RefSeq names its product Reverse transcriptase (RNA-dependent DNA polymerase). The coding region runs from base 1 to 3189 and encodes 1062 amino acids. Gene Ontology annotation, molecular function: nucleic acid binding. NCBI's taxonomy places the organism in Eukaryota, Fungi, Basidiomycota, Agaricomycetes, Cantharellales, Ceratobasidiaceae. Gene Ontology annotation, biological process: DNA integration. The record is from RefSeq and is a predicted model, not a curated record. The transcript has 3 exons.